UCAUGAAAAUUGUGUGAGAGAGAGAGUGAAACCAUACUAUUAGUUGGCAUUAUUAAUUAUGGCUACCAAGAGGCUUCAACAGGAACUUCAGGACUUGAGGAAAGAUCCUCCAUCAUCAUGCAGUGCAGGACCUGUUGGAGAUAACUUGUUCUAUUGGCAAGCUACAAUCAUGGGCCCUGAAGAUAGUCCAUAUGCUGGAGGCAUAUUCUCUGUUGAGAUUCACUUUCCUGAAGACUAUCCUUUCAAACCUCCUCAAGUGGAUUUCCAAACUGAGGUUUACCACCCAAACAUUGGGCUCAGUGGUUAUAUUUGCCUUGACAUCCUGAAGAAUAGAUGGAGCCCAGCUAUGUCAGUUUCUACCCUCCUCCUUUCCAUCUGUUCUCUGCUCACUGAUCCAAAUCCUGAUGAUCCUCUCAACCCUGCUAUUGGUAACAUGUACAAGAACAGAAGAACCCUCUUCGAAAAAAACGCUCGAGCAUGGACGCGAAAGUAUGCCAUGGGUUGAUCAAUGAUCAUUCCCCUGUGCUUGUUAGGAAUCUUUUAGUUUUUUUCUUUAAAUUGAUAUAUACUUUUGU
This is a messenger RNA of Dioscorea cayenensis subsp. rotundata (Guinea yam), 575 nucleotides long. RefSeq names its product ubiquitin-conjugating enzyme E2 11-like. NCBI's taxonomy places the organism in Eukaryota, Viridiplantae, Streptophyta, Magnoliopsida, Dioscoreales, Dioscoreaceae. The record is from RefSeq and is a predicted model, not a curated record. Bases 59 to 505 code for a protein of 148 amino acids. The transcript is spliced from 3 exons.